This is a messenger RNA of Hemiscyllium ocellatum (epaulette shark), 1650 nucleotides long. Its product is annotated as bile salt-activated lipase-like. Gene Ontology annotation, molecular function: triacylglycerol lipase activity; signaling receptor activity; sterol ester esterase activity. The transcript is spliced from 11 exons. NCBI's taxonomy places the organism in Eukaryota, Metazoa, Chordata, Chondrichthyes, Orectolobiformes, Hemiscylliidae. Gene Ontology annotation, cellular component: postsynaptic specialization membrane; cell surface; synapse. The record is from RefSeq and is a predicted model, not a curated record. Gene Ontology annotation, biological process: modulation of chemical synaptic transmission; chemical synaptic transmission; synaptic vesicle endocytosis. Bases 1 to 1650 code for a protein of 549 amino acids.
AUGGCUAGCUGGCCGUUACUGUACCUUUUGCUCAGUAAUUGUCUCCUCAGUGUCACAGCGGGAGCCACGCUGGGGGUGGUGGAAACUGAAGGUGGCCGUGUGGAAGGAAUUAAUAAAAGGGAUGGGUUUUUCGCCUCCAUGGACAUUUUUAAAGGAAUUCCUUUUGCUGCAACACCAAAGCGAUUUGAGAAAGCUGAACCCCAUCCAGGAUGGACUGGUGUUCUGAAGGCCAAAGAUUUCAAACCCAGAUGUUUGCAGACAACUCUGUCACAGAAAGCUGUCUUUGGGAGCGAGGAUUGUCUCUACCUGAACAUUUGGGUCCCUCAUGGCAGAAAAGUGUCCACGAACCUGCCUGUCAUGGUCUGGAUCUUUGGAGGGGGCUUCCUGAUGGGAGCAGGGCAUGGAGCCAACUUCCUGAACAACUACCUGUACGAUGGGUAUGAGAUCGCCUCGCGUGGCAAAGUGAUUGUUGUCACCUUGAAUUAUCGGGUUGGCCCACUGGGCUUCCUGAGCACAGGAGAUGCCAAUGCCCCAGGUAACCAAGGUCUGUGGGACCAGCACAUGGCCAUCAGUUGGGUAAAGAGGAAUAUUGCUGCUUUUGGUGGGGACCCGGAUAAAAUCACCAUUUUUGGAGAAUCAGCAGGAGGUGCGAGUGUCUCCUUACAGACCUUGACACCAUACAACAAAGGACUAAUAAAACGAGCAAUUUCACAGAGUGGGGUAGCGACAUGUGCCUGGGCAGUUCAGAGAAAUCCCAUGCACUGGGCCCAGCAGCUUGCUCAGAAGGUUGGAUGUCCCAGAGAUGACCCUGCUGCCAUGGUGGCCUGUCUGAAGAUCACUGACCCCAAAGCUGUCACUCUGGCUAUUCCCCUGAAGCUUAUAAACUUGGAAACUCCACUUGUAUUCUACCUGAUAUGGGCUCCAGUCAUUGAUGGGGACUUCCUUCCCGAUGAACCAAAGAAGCUCUAUCACAAUGCUGCUGGUGUCGAUUACAUCGCCGGGGUUAACAAUAUGGAUGGUCAUAUUUUUGCUGGCUUGGACGUUCACUCAAUCAAUCAGGCUGGGCUAGGAAAGACCUAUCCGAGCGACCUGUAUAAUCUCAUUCGAGGUCUGACCAUAGACAAAGGUGAGAAAGCUGCCAACCUAACUUAUGACUACUACACCAAGGACUGGCCUGCCGAUCCGAGUCAAGAGCUCAUUAAAAGGACAGUCGUGAACUUGGAGACAGAUGUACUGUUCUUGGUCCCGACACAACUGGCUCUGGAUCUUCAUUAUCGACAUGCUCAGGGAGCACAGACGUUCAGCUACCUGUUUUCCUACCCCUCUCGGGCUCCCAUAUACCCCAAAUGGAUGGGAGCUGAUCACGCCGAUGACCUCCAAUACGUCUUUGGAAAACCGUUUGCCACUCCGCUCGGGUACCGGCCAAGGGAUAGAGACGUUUCGAGAUAUAUGAUCGCCUACUGGACCAACUUUGCUCACACAGGCGAUCCUAGUCGGGGUGACUCGGAUGUGCCCACCCCUUGGAUCCCUUACACAUUGAUGUACACCCAGUAUCUGGAAAUUAACAAGGACAUCGACAUGAGCUCUGUCAAGCAAAGGCUUCGCUAUGAUACAGUCACCUUCUGGAACCAGACCUUUACUGCUAUAUAG